AAACUCCGCCUGUCUUUUUCUUCUCGUCUGUCCCGCUGCCUACUCCACUCACUACUGCGCUCUUUUGCCUCUCGCUUUGGUUCUUGCUCGUUUCUGGUUCUUUGAAUGCGGCCGGUCCCUCACAUCUGAAUAGCCUCAGCAUCCCAUCCUUUUGCGCGCCCUGCUUUCCUUAUAAGUACAGGCUCGAGGUCUCCCACCGCCCCGUCCAUUCUCUGCAACCACCACACUCCUUGCGCCGCGUUCGUUCUUCGCUGUCCAUUCUCUCAGCAAGGCGAACUUUUGCACACACACACAGUCUUUUCCAAGGCAAACCACUCAUUUCGAGAAAGUAUCUUUCCCCUUGAUUGCGAGUCGAUCAAGCCCAUACUCUCGACGAGAUCAGUCACGAAAUCCAACCACAGAUACCCACGGCAAAAUCCAAAAACCCAACCGCUUCGACAGCGCCCCACUAGCUUUUGCAACUAAACGCUGCACAUUCUAGAAACGAGAAUCCAUAUCCAAAAUGAAGAGCUUCGCCAUCUUCGCUCUCAGCGCCACUGCGCUCGCCGCACCCGCCUAUCACAAGCGCGACUACGUUUACGACACCGUCAUCGAGAGCGUGUAUGAGACCGUGUACACGACCACUACUCUGUGGGUUGAUCCCACGCAAACUCCGGUAUCUAGCGCUGCGGCUUUCUAUGAGCAGCCCCAGGCCGCCCCAACCUCAAGCAGUGCAGCACCAGCCGUCGCCGUGAACACGCCGGCAGCAGCUGCUGCCGCUCAAGUUCAACCGGAGCAAGCUUCCCAGGUCACCACCUCUGCUGUCUACGUUGCUCCUACAGAGGCGCCGGCGCAAACUUCAACCACGUCAGCCGCAGCCGUAGUCUCACAGCAGACCUAUGUUCCACAGGCACCAGCUACCACCACUACGGCUAGCACCCAAACUGGCACCUCAAGCGGCGGCGGAGCGAUGCACACCGGUGACAUGACGUACUAUGACGUUUCCGUUGGCACCGGGUCCUGCGGCACAACGGCCUCCAACUCUGAGUUCGUCGUCGCGCUGUCUCAUUUGGACAUGAACAAUGGCGUCAACCCGAACGCGAACCCACUGUGCGGCCAGAAGAUCAACAUCUACUACAACGGUGCCACUCACCAGGCCACCAUCUUCGAUACGUGUCCUACCUGCGCGGAAGGCAGCAUUGACGUGACCCAAAGUUUGUUUGAAGCCGUUGCUCCGAAUGGCGACGGCCGCGUCCACGACGUCACCUGGAGCCUCGCAUAAAUGCUCUCUCCACCAGGUAGUGGAAAGCAUGUAUGCAUGCCAUUGCCAGAUGGCAACAUUUCUACGAAGCGCAAGCGCGUGGAAUUGAGGCAGGCCUCAGUCAAUCUUUGUUUUUUAACGACCUAACCUUCUCGUGGCUUUGUUUUGAAGAUCAUUCUUUUCCGGGUAUCUUAGCAACGGCCAUGGAAGCAGCCACAAAUGCUUUCGCUACGACAAUCCGCGUACCAUCAGCACCACGGCGUUUACCUCUCCCUUCACGUUCUGGGCAGCCCCAGAGCAAAAAACAAGAACAUGGGCGUUUGGGUGAGACGAAACAGAUAACAAAAGCGAAAUUCCUUCAGCAUCCAGCGUUCUGCAUGUCCGGCAUCUUGAUGAUGCUGUUCAUCCAUCUUCAUUGGGGCUGGCGAAGAAAAGCGCAUCAAGCACGGCCUUUCUUGCCGCGCUUGCAAUUCAAGUGUACAUAUUUAGCCACCAGAAUGGUGAAAUGGUAAAAGUCUUCUUCCCA
Verruconis gallopava is the source of this 1766-nucleotide messenger RNA. RefSeq lists its product as uncharacterized. Bases 503 to 1261 code for a protein of 252 amino acids. NCBI's taxonomy places the organism in Eukaryota, Fungi, Ascomycota, Dothideomycetes, Venturiales, Sympoventuriaceae. The transcript has a single exon. The record is from RefSeq and is a predicted model, not a curated record.